This is a messenger RNA of Cokeromyces recurvatus, 2441 nucleotides long. RefSeq lists its product as uncharacterized. Gene Ontology annotation, cellular component: nucleus; preribosome, small subunit precursor. The record is from RefSeq and is a predicted model, not a curated record. Gene Ontology annotation, molecular function: GTP binding; GTPase activity; U3 snoRNA binding. The transcript has 3 exons. NCBI's taxonomy places the organism in Eukaryota, Fungi, Mucoromycota, Mucoromycetes, Mucorales, Mucoraceae. Bases 41 to 2422 code for a protein of 793 amino acids. Gene Ontology annotation, biological process: maturation of SSU-rRNA from tricistronic rRNA transcript (SSU-rRNA, 5.8S rRNA, LSU-rRNA); endonucleolytic cleavage of tricistronic rRNA transcript (SSU-rRNA, 5.8S rRNA, LSU-rRNA); ribosome biogenesis.
AAAAACCUUUUUUUUUUUUUUUUAAUUGCUAUAAUAUAACAUGGAACAUCGUCAUAGACCUGGUAGUUCCCACCAGUCUAACAAGCCUUUUAAAAGUCGCCAUGCCACUAAAGGUGCUUUAAAAGAAGCUUCAAAGGGUAAAAUAAAUCGUAUGUCUGUCAAACAAGCUAAUGCUGGCAAAAUUGUUUCCAAGACGGAUCGUCGUCAUGCUGCCAAGAUUCUUCAACAAAAGAAGCGUGAAGAGAUUACUCGUAUUAGUCGAUUAUUUGAAGGUCGUCAAGGUGCACCCAAGAUUGUACCUGUUUUACCUUUAUGUCCCGACAGUGAUGUUGAAUCAGCUAUUGAAGCCCUCUACAGAUCACUUCUUCAAGAAAUGCCAGCCAAUGCUAAAGAAGAAGCUACAACACUUAAUGUUGAACGUUUCAAGCAAAAGAUUCGUUUAGUUCCACUUAAACGUAACUUUAUUGAUGUGAUUGAUGCCUUCAAGGUAGCCGAUUUUGGCAUUCUGCUAAUGUCUGCUGAUGUUGAAGUGGAUCAAUUUGGUAUCAAUUGUCUUUUAGCCAUCUUGAAUCAAGGUAUCGUCAGUCCUGUUCCUGUGGUACAAAAUAUAGAACAUGUCCCUAUGAAGCUACGUAACAGUGUGAAAAAAUCCUUGAUUGCCUUUGUCCAACAGUUUUUCCCAGAGGAGGAACACUUGUUUAGCUUAGAUACGGAUAAUGAUAGCAUGAAUGUAUUGCGUUUUAUUACUUCACAACGUCCUAGACCUAUCACAUGGCGUGAUAAUCAUCCUUAUCUCUUGGCUGAACAAGUUCAAUUUGAUCCUAUCUCAGCUGAAAGAGGUACCUUGAAGGUCACUGGCUAUGCUCGUGGUAAUCCCUUUAAUGCAAAUCGUUUAGUUCAUUUGCAGAACUUUGGUGAUUUCCAAAUCCAGCAAAUCACAAAUGCUCCUAUAGUCAACUCUAACGCUUUAGAAGAUAUGCAAGAAGACAUUGAUGUCAUUGAUACCCCUAAUUCUGAAGAACAAGAUGAUUUAAUUGCCGAGAAUGAACCUGAUUUUAUGAAUAAUGAACAGACUUGGCCUACGGAAGAAGAACUUGCUGAAGCAGAUGCUCGUGUUCGACGUAUGCGUGGCUUAGACGGUGAUAAAGAAAUCAAGAAGCGUGUCCCUAAAGGUACGUCGUCGUAUCAGGCUGCUUGGAUUGUUGAUGAAGAUGAUGAGGAUUAUAGUGAAGUAGAAGAGGAAGAUGAUGACACGAUGAUGCAAGAAGAUGAUGAUGAUGAUGAUGAUAUCGUUCAACCUGCUGACAGCUCCUUCCCUAUUGAAGAAGAAGAAUAUGAAGAAAUUGAAUUAGAAAGCAAAGAUACUUAUAAAGAUGAAUUAGAUGCUGAAGAAGAAGCUAGACAAUAUGAAGAAUAUCUUAAAAAUAGACAGGCUGAAUAUCAGAACCAUAAUGAGUUCCCUGAUGAAAUCGAUACACCCACUCAUAUUCCUGCUAGAGAACGUUUUGCUCGUUAUCGUGGUCUUCAAUCUUUUAGAACUUCUCCAUGGGAUCCUUAUGAAAACCUUCCUAUCGAUUAUGGAAGAAUCUUUCAAUUUGAAGAUUUCAAUCGUACCAAGAAUCGUGUUAUUAGUCAAGCUAUUGUUGGUAGAGUAAAGCCAGGUAGAAGAAUUACACUUUGGAUCAGCAAUGUACCUAUUCAAGCCUUUGAGGCUUAUGAUAAGACAAGACCCUAUAUUGUAUUCGGUCUUUUACAAUAUGAACAUAAAAUGUCAUUACUUAAUUUGCAAAUUCAAAGAGAUAAUGCAUACGAAGAGCCUGUUAGAUCCAAAGAUCCUAUGGUGUUACAUAUGGGCUUUAGAAGAUACAAUACUCGUCCUAUUUACUCACAAAAUACAAACAAAGGUGUUAAUCAUGUUCAUAAAUUUGAACGUUUUAUACAAAUGGGACGUUCUUAUGUUGCAACUGUGUAUGGUCCUGUCUGCUUUGGUAAAACACCUGUGAUGUUAUAUAAAGAGACUGAUAAUAUAAAUGAGCCUAUUUUAGUUUCUACAGGUACAUUUAUGGACGUUGAUGUAAAACGUAUUAUUGCCAAACGUAUUAUAUUAAGUGGUCAUCCUUUCAAGUGUCAUAAACGAUCAGCUGUCAUUCGAUAUAUGUUCUUCAAUGUUGAAGAUAUUUACUGGUUUAAGCCUGUACAACUUACAACAAAAUAUGGUCGUGUGGGUCAUAUUAGAGAAUCACUAGGUACACAUGGUUAUAUGAAGUGUAUAUUUGAUGGACCUUUAACACAACAAGAUACGGUCAUGAUGUGUCUUUAUAAACGUAUAUUUCCAAAAUGGAACACGGAAUUAUAUAGAGGAGGAUUAGAUAGAUCUGUAGAGCAUACUGAAAUUGUCAAAGCUACAGCAAUGGAAGAAUAAUAGUAAUAAUAAUAAUAAA